UUAUUCCGACCCGCUAAGAGGACAACCCGCAGAAAGCCGCUGUCAUUUCGCUGCGCUCUUGCUCCUUCACCUAGGGUUUCCAUUUUUUCUCUCCGCCGCCAGUAUGAGUCGUCAUCCCGAAGUCAAGUGGGCACAAAGGUCCGACAAGAUCUACCUUACUAUUCUCUUAGCUGAUGCAAAGAAUGUUCAGAUUAAUCUUGAUCCAGAUGGUGUUUUCACUUUCUCUGGCAUCACUGGUUCAGACAAUAUCUUGUAUGAGGUCAAAUUGGAGCUAUUUGAUAAAGUAAACGUUGAGGCAAGCAAACUAAACACUGGCGUUAGGAGCAUCUUCUGUGUUAUAGAAAAAGCUGAGAAAGGGUGGUGGAAGAAGCUAUUGCGUGGUGAUGGAAAGCUACCUCACUACAUUAAAGUUGACUGGGAUAGAUGGGCAGAGGAAGAUGAGGAUGAUGGCCCUAAUGCUGAUGACUUUGGAGGAAUGGACUUCUCGAAAUUCGGUAAUAUGAGGGGAAUGGACGGUGAUGAUGAUCUUGAUGUUAGUGAUGAUGAAGGUAAUUUCUGGUGCCCAAUCUUCGAAUACACAUUUUUCAUGCAUGGGUUUAUAACAUCCAAGUGUUAUGAAUACAAAUAUCAAACUUAGGUGUUCGAUAUGUAA
Molecule: messenger RNA, 652 nt
Organism: Phalaenopsis equestris
Lineage: Eukaryota; Viridiplantae; Streptophyta; Magnoliopsida; Asparagales; Orchidaceae
Exons: 5
Coding region: 104-637 (177 amino acids)
Biological process (GO): protein folding; chaperone-mediated protein complex assembly
Cellular component (GO): cytosol; nucleus
Molecular function (GO): protein-folding chaperone binding; Hsp90 protein binding
Source: RefSeq, a predicted model, not a curated record